Molecule: messenger RNA, 1196 nt
Organism: Prosopis cineraria
Lineage: Eukaryota; Viridiplantae; Streptophyta; Magnoliopsida; Fabales; Fabaceae
Product: cationic peroxidase 1-like
Exons: 3
Coding region: 50-1024 (324 amino acids)
Biological process (GO): response to oxidative stress; hydrogen peroxide catabolic process
Molecular function (GO): heme binding; peroxidase activity
Source: RefSeq, a predicted model, not a curated record
ACAUUCGAAAAAUAAUACAGUAUAGUCUUGAGAGAGCGUGAACAAUCAAAUGGCCUCGCAAAGGUGUUUCUGCAUUGUGGUCUAUUCCUUGGUGUUUUUAGGUGUCGCGAACACAGCCCUGUCAUCAACAUCACUGUCUCCUGAUUUCUACGGCCACUCUUGUCCCAAAGCUUUGGACACCAUCGAAAGAGUCGUUCAGGCUGCCGUCUACAAAGAGCGUCGCAUGGGCGCUUCUCUGCUGCGCUUGCACUUCCACGAUUGUUUCGUUAAUGGAUGCGACGGAUCAAUUCUUCUGGAUGAUUCGGCAACAAUAGAGAGCGAGAAGAAGUCACUGGCAAAUGUGAAUUCAGCGAGAGGAUUCGAAGUGAUCGACGAGAUCAAAAGCGCAGUGGACAAAGCGUGUGGUGGCCCUGUCGUUUCUUGCGCCGACAUCUUGGCCGUCGCGGCUCGAGACUCGGUCGUCGCUUUGGGGGGCCCAUCAUGGAAAGUGAGGCUCGGCAGAAGAGACUCCAAAACGGCGAGCCGAACUGAAGCAAACGCGGCCAUCCCAGCCCCAUCUUUCAGCCUGUCUCAGCUGAGGAACAGCUUCAAGAAUCAAGGCCUGAGCGAGAAAGACCUUGUGGUUUUAUCCGGCGGCCACAGCAUUGGGUUGGCGCAGUGUGGUACAUUCAAAGACCGCCUCUACAACGAAUCAUCUGAGAUCGACCCCUCCUUUGCCAAAGACCUCAAGAGGGGGUGCCCCACAGAUGGAGGGGACGCCAACCUGGCUCCGCUGGACCCCACCGCAGCUCGAUUCGACGUGGCCUACUUCUCCAAUUUGCUUCGCAAGAAGGGCCUUCUUCACUCUGAUCAACAGCUCUUCAGUGGCGCCUCAACUGAUGCAUUGGUUCAGAAAUACAGCUACGAUACGAAAGCUUUCCGCAAGGAUUUUGCCAAUUCCAUGAUUAAGAUGGGAAAUAUAAAGCCCCUCACUGGCUACCAAGGCGAAAUUCGUUACAACUGCAGGCAGGUUAACAAUUAUUAAAAAUAUAUGCGCGCUUUUCUGUGUGAAAAAGAGCCGCCGGACUUUCAUUUUCAUUUUCAUCAAAAAAUAUGUAUUUAUAUUGGAGUGCUAUUAUGUUCUUUUAAUUUAUUUAUGAAAUAUUCUAAAAUAUGUGUGAUCUAUAAUAAAAAAACGAGCUACCUUAAGCUUAGUA